Rhodotorula graminis WP1 is the source of this 798-nucleotide messenger RNA. RefSeq lists its product as uncharacterized. The record is from RefSeq and is a predicted model, not a curated record. The transcript is spliced from 3 exons. Bases 113 to 763 code for a protein of 216 amino acids. NCBI's taxonomy places the organism in Eukaryota, Fungi, Basidiomycota, Microbotryomycetes, Sporidiobolales, Sporidiobolaceae.
CCGGACCCGCUCGCGCCCUCGGCACCUGCGACGUCGUCAUCUCGCGCCCGCUCUCCUCCGAGUCGCCGCUCCUGCGCCUGCCGCGCGAGCACCUCGACUCGCCGCUGCAAGCAUGCUGCCCUUUGGCCGCCCUGCCGUCGUCCACCUCACCGCCGACUCGCCCUCGCCGUUGACGUACGAGCACGGCCUGUCGCCGAGGCACACGCUCCGGGUGCACGACGUCGAGGGUGCCGGCCGCGAGUGGGUCGUCGACGCGACCUCGUCCAAGGUGUCGAUCUUCAACAGCUCGGACUUGACCCUGCGUCUCGCCGGCCGCAUCGUCACGUCGACCGUCGAGGUGUGGGCGUCGCGCAACUUGACGCUCGUCGUCGGCGCACCAAGCCCGGUUCCGCCCUCGACGACGACGGCCGACGACCCGCUCGGCACCCUUCAGCUCGACCCCGAGCUGCACGACGUGCGCGUGCGCUUCUCGUCGCCGACCUCGAUUGGGAAGAUCGUCCUCGCGCCCCUCCUCACCGAGGACGCAGCCGGCCACCGCUCGUUCGGCUUCUCGCAGCUGAGCUUCCAGGCCGGCGAUGACGAGCCGUUCGUCCUCGUCGACGACGAGGGCCGGUUCAACGACCCGCGAGAUCUCGACGCGGUCAGGUCGCCUCUCGACAAUGAGCAGCACCUCGCUCGCCAGCUCGUCUUGAGCCACGUCGACGGCCGAUGGAAGCUCGAGGGCCUCGCACGAGGAGAGAAGGACUAUCCAGUACUGUCGUAGAACGCGCGAUUGCAAUUGCACCCUGUCUAGAUGAA